UGGGGAAAGCAGAUUCAUGCGCAGGGUUGCCGAGGGUGAAACUUUUCAUUGACUUUGCUCACUUCGGGCCCGGGCGCGGGAAGGUGUAGGUCGUUGGGGCUGAGUGUCGCGGGAGCUCAGAGGCCAGAAGGACAGGACUUGGCCCGCCGGCCACAUCCCGGGCGGGCCUCCAUCCACCGCGUGACUGGUGCCAUCAUUGGGUCCGCCAUCCCUGCGCCGUCGCCGCCGAGCUCGACCUCCAAAAACAGCAGAAAGAAUCAUAUGAACUCGGUCCUCGUCCCCCUCAACGACGUAAAAGGCCACCGUGGCCCUCAGCCUCGCGGCGCCAGGGAAGCUAGGCUAGAGACCACCGUCCCGCGGCCAGCAGAGCGCCCCUUCUUGGAGACCCGAAACCCUCUGGAUCCCAGGGCCAUUCAUCUUCUACUCCCACCACUGCCCUUGGCCUGUGCACGUAUCCCGUGCUGAUUCUCUGCCCAAGAGAGGAUCAUGCAGCUGGAGAUCAAAGUGGCCCUAAACUUCAUCAUCUCCUAUUUGUAUAACAAGCUGCCCCGGCGACGGGCAGACCUGUUUGGGGAGGAGCUAGAGCGGCUUUUAAAAAAGAAGUAUGAAGGCCACUGGUACCCUGAGAAGCCAUUGAAAGGUUCUGGCUUCCGCUGUGUCCACAUUGGGGAGAUGGUAGACCCUGUGGUGGAGCUGGCUGCCAAGCGGAGUGGUCUAGCAGUGGAGGAUGUUCGUGCCAAUGUGCCCGAGGAACUGAGUGUCUGGAUUGACCCUUUCGAGGUAUCCUACCAGAUUGGUGAGAAGGGAACUGUGAAAGUCCUAUACCUAGAUGACAGUGAGGGUGGUGGUGCCCCAGAGCUGGACAAGGAGAUCAAGAGCAGCUUCAACCCUGAUGCCCAGGUGUUUGUGCCCAUUGGCAGCCAGGACAGCUCCCUGUCUAACUCUCCAUCGCCAUCCUUUGGCCAGUCACCCAGCCCAACCUUUAUCCCCAGAUCUGCCCAGCCUAUUACCUUCACUACCGCCUCUUUUGCUGCCACCAAAUUUGGCUCCACAAAGAUGAAGAAGGGUGGUGGAGCAUCAAGUGGUGUGAGUGUGGCUAGCGGUGGGGCUAGUGGCCAGCAGCCACCACAACAGCAGCCUCGCAUGGCCCGCUCACCCACAAAUAACCUGCUGAAGCACAAGAACCUCUCUUUGUCUAUGCAUUCACUGAACUUCAUCACAGCCAGUCCGGCCUCUCAGUCCCAGCUUUCACCCAAUGCCAAGGAAUUUGUGUACAACGGUGGUGGCUCACCCAGCCUCUUCUUUGAUGGAGCAGAUGGCCAGGGCAACAGCACUUCGGCCCCCUUUGGGAGUAGUGGAGCCGGCACUUGUAACAACAGCAGCUUUGAUGUGUCCCAGGUGUUCGGAGGUGGCACUAACAGCCUCUUUUUGGAGAAAACACCCUUUGUAGAAGGCCUCAGCUACAACCUGAACACCAUGCAAUAUCCCAACCAGCCCUUCCAGCCUGUUGUGCUAGCCAACUGACUGUCUUCCUGUCUGCCAGGCCAGGAGCACCCACAACCACAGAAAAGAGAAAGGAAAGGCCAAACAACAGAGGAAAAGAGAACUGUACAAAAAGAUUCUAAUCUUCUCAUUCUCACAGCUAGGAAAAAGAUCCGCCCAGGCACAGAGUAGGAGGGGGCUCCCAAACCCAAAGACAUGUGUAACUCAGCCCCCAACUAUUUUUCUGCCUGCCCCGAUUUCAUUUGGUUGGUUUGGGUUUUUGUUUUUUUGUUUUGUUUUGUUUUGUUUUUGUUUUUUUGUGACAUGUAGUUUUCUAUAUGACAUCUUUAGUGGUUUCCUGCACUGAGAAUGGUCCAGAUGUGAAUUGCUGCUCCCCACUCCCUCCUUUCAUGCUCCUUUGGGAUUGGUGUGUUCAAGCUCACAAGGAAAAACUGGCCCUAUGUCCAUGACCUCUACAUACUGGCUGUCUUCUCAGGUCCUACCACCCAAAUAUGUCUGGCCCUAGCUUUACCUCCCCCUCAGGCUGGGUCAUGGGGAGCUGCUGACUGGCUACUUGACACACUCCCCCUAAAGUUAAUAUCUGUGACUAUAGGAAGGUUAGUACGUAUUCUAGUUGUAAUCCUUCUCUGUCCUGUGGCCCCAUCCCUCACUCCCUCCUAGACACACUGUAUGUAAACUCUCCUUCCCCAGUGCAGCUUUUCCCUGAGCCUGAGGUUAGGGUACAGGAUAGAGGUGGGAGUGUGUGUGUGUGUGCGUGUGUUUGUGUGUGUGUGCGUGUGUAUGUGCAUUCAUGCCUGUGAAUGUGUGUGGCUUGCUGUCUGUUCUAACGGAUUUCAAGCCACAUGGAACUUCCCUCUCUGGGUAUGAUUCUUGGUUGUAAGAAGUGCUUAUUUAUAUACAAAGCUGGGGGAUGGGCCCAGGGUGGAUUGAUGGUGCAUUUGUAAGGCUGUAGGGCAGUGUAUGUGGUGGGGUGACACAUGGCUAAGCCUAAUUCCAGGGCAAAGCACUGCACAAGGAACUGGUUUUCCAGACUGCGGAGGGAUCUGCUCUUUUGUUUUUGAACAAAAAAACAAAAACACCUCAGAAGGGCGUGAGGAAUACCCAAACCUGCUGCCUAAGAGGAGUCCCUAGACUUCAACAACUCUGUUGUGUGACCUUCGCCCAGGGUAAGGACAGGGAGAGAAUUUGGAGACAGUGCCUGUGGUGGGCAGUUCUGAGCCUUGAAUUAAGACUUUGUGGUUUUUGGUUAUAGGUGAAAAUGCAUUUGCACCAUCUGAAAACUUGGUUCCUGUCUCUUGCUAUACUGUGUCUGCCCUCACCUAGCUCUACUUGAUCUUGAUGCUGUGAGAUAGGAUCUCGUGGGCAGACGAGAAGCCCCACCACCAGAAAGCACCAAAACCCUGACCUCCACCCUCCCCAGGGGACUCUGUGUGGGAAGGAACUGCCCUGGCAGUGAGUUCAGCCCAGAUGGACACUGCCAACCCCCUCUCCUUGCAUUGGGCACUAGCUCUACCUCCCCCAGCAGGGCAAGACCCUGAGUUCUCAGCUCAGCACCAUCUGUCCCUAGUCUCCUCCAGCCAGCCCAUUCUGGGCCUCCUGUUCCUUCAUCCUCAGCGCCCACACAAGUGACAGCCCAGCCUCUCUGGGACAAGUCGGGUAUUGCCUUACCCCCAUUUCCAGCCCCUCCUCCCUCGUGCACACAGGUCGCACCUGCACCCAAGCCAGCUUGUUUUCUCACACAUGGGGAGACUGGAGCCCAGCCCCUUGUGUCAUUUGAUGCAGGAAGAAAAGUGAGUGUUCAGGAACGUGACUCCUGGACUGGGCUCUUGGCCCAGGUCAGUGUCUCAGCGCAAAUCUAGGCAUUUUUGCUUCAAUUUUAUUUUUUUUAAGAAAAAAAAAAAAAAAAAACUCUGCACUAAUUUACCUGGUUUCAUAGAAAAACUUUUUUUUAUUUUUUACAUUUUUUGGUGUCCGUUUGUAUUGAAUAAUUUGCUACAUUUGUAAAAUGUAAGAGGUAUAUAUAAUAUAUGUAUAUUUCUAAUGUAAGAAACAUAAUUUUCUUUUCAAGAUUUUUUCUUAAAAGGAGAGAAACCAAUAUUUUUUCAGGAAAACAAACUUUAAAAAAUAGGAACAUAAAACCUUUUCCUCCCCUUUCCCCAUCCUCUCUAGCCUUCUCACCCAAGAGCAAACCUGAAGGUGGAUCAUCUUGCUAAGAAUGUAGCUGUCAGUCCAGAAUGCUGUCUUUCUCUUGAUUCUGUAGUUUCUCCUUGGGGGUGGGAAUUGGCAUUGAGGCAGCAGCCAUGGAGAGGAGCUGGAAUCAGGGCAAUGACUUUUUUCUCUUGUGAAGGAAGAAUGCAAUCAAGACAUUUUGUAUUCAGAACGUUGUGCAAUAUUUUGGAAUGAGACAUUGGUGUGUUUAGAGAUUUAGUUUCAAAACAAAGAUUGAUCAAAUCUGUACAGUUUAUAUUGUUCCAGAUUUUUUUAAGUUUGUAUUAAAAGCAUGAUAUAUAAUA
Phodopus roborovskii (desert hamster) is the source of this 4016-nucleotide messenger RNA. RefSeq names its product transducer of ERBB2, 2 (gene Tob2). Gene Ontology annotation, biological process: regulation of gene expression. NCBI's taxonomy places the organism in Eukaryota, Metazoa, Chordata, Mammalia, Rodentia, Cricetidae. Gene Ontology annotation, cellular component: nucleus; cytoplasm. The transcript is spliced from 2 exons. Gene Ontology annotation, molecular function: transcription corepressor activity. The record is from RefSeq and is a predicted model, not a curated record. The coding region runs from base 487 to 1524 and encodes 345 amino acids.